AUGAAAGUUUUGGAUUCUUUCAAUACGACAUCCGACCGAGCAACCAAUGCGAGCUCAGGCGCAUAUUACAGUGCUCUCGCCAUCCGGGGCACAGGCAUGGAGAUUCCUUUUGGUGAUGGGCCAGACUGCGCCCACCAGACCUUUAACCGCCGAGACCAUGACGACUACUCUCGGGGUACCAUUGAUGAACUUUUAGAAGCCAUUGUUGAUAGCGUCUUCAUGGACAUCAAGUGCCUCAAGUUAGAGAACUGGAGUGCUACCCGGAAGCCCACCGACAUGCCAUCAUACUAUAACGGGAAGAAUACCAUAGGAUUGUUUUUCGAAAAUUGCGAUCAAUCCAUCACCGUCAUAGAUUGGGGACUUCAACUGUGGGUGAUUCUUCUGGGGAUCUGA
Clonostachys solani is the source of this 393-nucleotide messenger RNA. Lineage: Eukaryota; Fungi; Ascomycota; Sordariomycetes; Hypocreales; Bionectriaceae. The record is from the annotation of a GenBank genome assembly.